CGAACUCGCGAGGCCUGGUCGGUCGGUGGAAGGGCCUGCCCCGGACGGGCAGGCGGGCGAGGAAAGGAACCGUUUCCUGGCUGCGCGCGCGGCCCAAGCCGAGGGCCUCCCGCGUUUGUUCGGAGGGCGUCAGCUAAAAUUCGGUUGGCAGCGCCAAAACCGGGCGGACGGUGGCCGCGGCCCACCUCCUUUGGCUCCAGCCGGCGUGGCCUUCCUUGUGCUGGGCGUCCUAGCCUCGUAACGCGGCUCCCGAGGAGGUCGGCCGCUGGCUAGCUCGACCUCCCCAGGUGGCCCCCACGCUGGGCGGGCGCAGCGGCCCCGGAAUGCCACAGCUCGGCGCCUUUCGGUAGUCCCGCCCGGGCGAGGGAGAGACGGGCGCCCGUUUGGUCAGCCCGGCUCGUCUGUUGCGGGAGGCUGUGGGAGAAGAGCGGUUUUGUGGCAUUUACAAUUUAUUUCACAGUAAUGUAAUGAUGGUGAGAAGUUUCCUCUAGGAAAUGUCCUGUAAAUGGGACUCAUCUAGUUAAGGUCCUCUGUGGGCCGGUGGGAUACUCGGAGUGCCUGGCGGAACGGAGUUUGGCAUAUUUUGAAAUCUGUCCCGGGAAAGGCUUGCAGGCCGGCCGGCCGGCCUAACUCUCGCUGCCUUCUGGCCGCCCUCGGACUCGGGGGCGUCUGCCUGGAGUGGCGUGGCUGCCACGGGGAUUGCUCGUUUUCAAAAUGGCUACCAAGUGGGUUUCCUCGGUCUCGACACAAAGAAGCCCGGGGGGCAGCCACGGGGCCGACAGGCCUCGGAAGCAAGGUCCGGGCACACGGCUGCCAUUUCCGUGGAAUAAUCGGGCAUCGGCCCUGAUCAUGGCCUCCUCUGGCCUGGUUCAAGGGUGUCUGGUUAGCUGUGGGUUUUCUUGUCUGCUGCAAUGCUUAGAGCCCUGAACAUUUGCGAGAUUAGUGAAAUGGGUAGUGACAUGAAAUGAGCUUGUCCAAUGUGUUUUGCAUUUAUUUUUGUAUGGAAAAUGGUUCAGUUGUUUGCAUUCUUGAUUUCAAGAAAUUCAGUUAUAAUGGUUUUAAUUUUUUAUGUUUCUGUAUAUAUUUUCUGGGUUAUUUAACAUCAAUAUUACAUUUGUACUGUUUAGAGCCUAACACAAUAUUUAGUGAUUUUUUUUAAUGUGCAUUUCUCUGCAUAGCUUAUUCCUAAAAGUGAUAUUUUAGCCAUUUUCCUUAAAAAUAUAAAUCAUGAAAGGAUCGGGAAGAACGGUCAUUCUAUGGAAGAGAACAUUGCAGGAGUUCUGAGCUUCAGCUACUGGUUUCACUCACUGUAGUCCAACAGUGUGGCUGAUACUAACUAGGCUGGUCCAGCAAUUUGGCACUGUUUCAUUAACAGUUUGAAUAUCUCGGAAAAAUCAUACAUGCAUUAGCACAUACGAACAGAUUUUUUUAAUUGUUCACUACAUAGCUUUUUGCACAUGUUCCCAAAUACAAGCCCCCCUUUAACUCAUAAUUCUCAUUUUAAAAAGUAUGUUUAAAAGCAUUCACAAAUCCAUUCAAGGCAGGGCAAUAUGUCAUUUUAACUGCAUUAUGCUUGGCAGCAGACCUCAAAUCUCUAGGUUUCAUCAGUAAGGCAAAACUCUGUUGCUUCUUUAGGUCAAGUGCAUAGAAGACCCAAAUUAUACCUCAACCAAAUGUAGACUAAUUGAAUUACUUAAGGAAAAGAUAUACCAUCUAGAGGAAAAAGCAAAGGUUUUAGAGGAGUCUAGAUUCAAAUAACAAAAUGAGAAACCCAACUAAAGGAAAAAAAACUGCAACCAAACUGAACACAACAAGGAACAAUUAACUACAAGAGAAAAUUAGCAUUUAGCAAUGUGAUUUCAAUCUUCAAAAAGGGAAAAAAGCGGAUCUAGGAAACUACAGACGAAUCAGCCUGACAUCGGUAUCUGGGAAAAUCCUGGAAAAGAUGUGAACAUCUAGAAACAAGCAAAGCUAUUAAUAUAAGUCAUUAUGGUUUUGUCAAAAACAGAUCAUGCAGACAAACCUUAUUACUUUCUUUGACAAAGUGACUAAAUUGGUGGAUCAGGGAAAUACUGUAGGCAUAGUUUACUUAGACUCCAGUAAAGCAUUUGACAAAGUAGACCUAUUUCUUGGUAAGAUAGAAAAGUGUGGGAUAAACAGAAUCACCAUCAGAUGGAUUCAUAAGUGGCUGACCAAUCACAUUCAACCUGUAGUCUUCAUGGCACUAUGUCUAAAUGAAGGGAAGAAUGCAGUGGGAUAUCUCAAGGUUCUGUCUUAGGCCCAGUACACUUCUUCAUCAUAAACAAUUUAGAUAAGGGGAUAGAACGGGAACUCAUCAGAUUUGCAGAUGACACCAAGCUGGGGGGAAAUAGCAAAUACUUUACAAGAUAAGACUCAAGAUAGAGAAGGAGCUUGACAUACUUUGAACACUGGGGUCUAUCCAACAAAAUGCAGUUCAGUGGUGUGAAAAAUAAUAAAAGCCAAAUGCACAGGCUUAGACGAGGUACCAGGCUCAACAUCAAUAACUGAGAGGGAUCUAGGUGGACAAUCACUAUAUUUAAGUAUGAGCUAUCAGUGUGCUGCAGCUGCUAAAAAGCCAAUGCAGUCCUAUGUUGCAUCAACAGAGGGAUAGAAUCAAGAUUACAUGAAGUACCCUGCCCCAGGGCAGCACUUGGGUCUCAAACUUGGGCUUGCUGCUUGUCAACGCAGCUUCCUAACCAUGUUCUAACCACAUGAGCCACCAUGCUCCUAACAACUUACCUUUUUAUUCUCAUGCAACUAACACUGAAGUCUUCCCUAUAUUUCACAAGUGAAUUUAAGCACAUAUCCAUUUCUUAAGCAUACAACCAUAUAAUAGUUUUAUGAUGCUGCUAGAAAUUAUUUAUUGAUUACACAUGUAAAAAUGUCCUGUGCUUUCUUUUCUCUAUUAUGUCUGAGUUCUGAAAUGGGCAGCUAUAUUCCAUAAAGGAAUUAUAAGAUGGAAGUUUUGUGAUUUGCUCAGAACCAAGGAAUCUGUCUGAAGAAAAACUGGAUCACAUUAUGUGUGGUAGUUAGAUUCUACAAGCAAUCCUCUGCUUACAAUAAUGUAAUGUUUAAUGACUAUUCAAAGCUAGAAUGGCAUUAAAAAGUGACUUAUGACCAGGUUUCACACUUAUGACCAUUGCAGCAUCCCCACAGUCAUAUGAUCAGACUUUGGGUGCAUGGCCACUGGGAUGUAUUUAUGAUGAUUGCAGCAUCCCAGGUCAUGUGAUCACCAUUUAUAACCUCAGUUGACUUCCAGCAAGUAAAGUUAAGGGGGGAAGCCAGAUUUGCCUAAUGACCUCAUGGUUCACUUAAUGGAUUUGCUUAAAAACCAUGGCAAACGUAAAAUGGGGCAACUCAUUUAACAACUAUGUUGCUUAACAAUGGAACUUUUGGGCUCAGUUGUGGUUGUAUGUUACGGACUACCCAUGUUGUAUUAUUUUUAUACAGUAUAAUGUCUUCUGGCUUGCUGACAACUGUUAAAAUGAAGGAGAUUUGUUCCUCUAGAGCUAAGUGAAUUUCUGCAUGGAGUUAAUUGUUGUAAGAAAGAGCUGCUAUUUAAGAUAACCAGAAGGGAAAUAAAUAGCUGCAGCAGAUUCAUUGGGCAGAAAGAUUUCCAUUUGGAAGAAUGUAGACAGAUGUGGGUUAUUUGAGCUUGCUGCAGUGCUCUGUCUUCUAUAUGAAGCUUCUGAAUCACAAGCAAGCAGAAUUAUGCUUUUAAUUUAUUUAAAAUGAGUAAUUUUCAGCAUUUGUAAGAAUCCCAUUCCAGUCCAAGGAAACUUUGAUCUGAAUAUUACAGGGCUAAUUUUAACAGCAUGCAGCUGUAUAAGUUUUGUUUUAAAUUUUAUGCAGAUACUUCUCUUUCUCAAACAUUUUAAUUUAUAAAUCAAUAUAGUUUCAAAUGGACUGCUUUAAAAUGAUGGCUAACAGUUUCAUUAUUGAUGUAACAGGAAGAAGGAUUAUUUUUUGUUGUUGACCUGAUAUUCCAGUUUUAGACAUUUCGGUCCACUAUGGUUCUGCAUAUGCCACUAUUGAGCUUUUGCAUCUUAAAAAAUGGAAUUAAAGAAGGUUGCCUUUAAAAAUAGAAAUGAUGAAUCUGCAGAGCAUUGUUUAUUUACAUUAUCAUAAAGUGACUUGUGUAGACUUAAAACGAAUAGGUCGUCCAGUUGGGGACAGUUGUGAGGAAAAGAAUGUUCUUUUCCUUUUGCUGUCAACUACAGCAGUUUUAUUAAAAUACAAUUCUUUGGUUGAAGUGUAAUGGGAAACUUUGACCUAAUGCAAGCCAUGACAUUUAUGCUGAACCCUCUAUUAAAGGUAAAGAGGGAUUGGGCAAGAGAGAAACACCCAACCACAUCCGUAGUGACAUUUGUGAAACUUUGGGCUGUUGGAAGAAACUAUUGUGGCAGAAAGGCAAUGAAGGGAAGUAAGGGACUACUAAAGUUGAGGAUUGUUGAAACUUUUAAAGCUUAAAAGAGCAAUAGUAAUUUUUCAAUUUUGUGGGCAGUCCGCUUUUCUUUUAAAUAGCUUUUUCCUUUUCAUACAAGAGAUUGGUGCUAUCUUGCUCCCUCACCCAAGGAUAAACUCCUGGAUCUAAAUUCAUUUGGAUCUCAUGCUAAGAAGAAUUGUUUGCUGCUUUCAAGUGGAAGGAGAGUGCCAAUUGACCUUUGAUUUCUGUUCAGCCAGAGUUAAUUUCAAGGCAAGAUUAAAGUGAAAGGAUUUAUAAGAGAUGUCAAAAACAAAUAAAUCAAAAUCUGGGUCCCGUUCUUCUCGCUCAAGAUCUGGGUCUCGGUCUCGGUCUCGGUCUUUCUCAAAGUCUCGGUCUCGGUCUAGAUCAGUUUCACGCUCAAGGAAACGAAGGCUCAGUUCUAGGUCCCGUUCAAGAUCAUAUUCUCCCUCUCAUAACAGGGAGAGGAACCAUCAACGAAUAUACCAGAACCGGGAUUUUCGAGGUCAUAACAGAGGCUAUCGGAGACCCUAUUACUUCCGUGGAAGGAAUAGAGGAUUCUACCCGUGGGGCCAAUAUAAUCGAGGUGGUUAUGGAAAUUACAGGUCUAAUUGGCAAAACUAUCGCCAAACAUACAGCCCUCGAAGGGGGCGUUCACGUUCUCGGUCACCAAAGAGGAGAUCUCCUUCUCCAAGAUCCCGAAGUCAUUCUCGAAACUCUGACAAAUCAUCAUCUGAUCGUUCAAGAAGGUCUUCAUCAUCUCGGUCAUCUUCUAAUCAUAGCAGAGCUGAGUCCUCCAAACGUUGGUCGUUAAAGGAAAAGAAGUCUUCUAAGGAGGUUCGAGGGUCCCAAGGUGCUGGGGACAACCAAGGGGAUGACUCCAAGGAACAGCCCUUCUCAGGAGGAACUACCCAGGAUGUCAAGUCUUCAGAGGGGUCAAAACCCUGGCAAGAUGUGGGAACCUAUGGCACCAGCGCAGCCUCAAGGGCCUCUGCCCUGACAGAGUUGAGUCCCAAAGAGCGUAGCCCAGCGCUAAAGAGCCCUCUCCAAUCAGUCGUAGUCAGGCGCCGAUCGCCCAGGCCAAGCCCACUUCAGAAGCCCAGUCCAACAUCUUCCAAUCCUUCCCAGCUGGGCUCAGCUCUGCAGAGCGGCAGUUCCUUUCAGGCAGGCUCACAUCAGUUUGAGCAUGGUUUAGCCAGCCUGAGCCCAACCAGGAAGAGCCCAGUAUGCAAAAGCCCCACAACAAUCAGCUCCAUUUAUGGGGCAUCUCAGAAGGAGGAAAUAGGGGCAGCCUUUUCUAAGAGGUACCUGGAAGAACAAAAAGCAGAGAAUGGGAAGGACAAAGAGCAGAAACUGAUGAAUGUAGAAAAGGACAAAAUGAAAGAGAAGGGAAGCUUUUCUGAGAUGGGAUUAGUGGAUGGUAAAACAAAGUUAGAUCCUUACACCUCUAAGGCCGAUACAGAAAAGAUGCAUCGUGGGAAUCAGUCCCCAAAGCGCUAUAAAGUUCGAGAUGAUUUUGAAAAGAAAAUGGCCGAGUUCCACAAGGAGGCCCACUAUGGCAAAGAGGAGGCAGAGGAGCCAGAAAAGAAAGUUAAGGGCAAAGGACGGAAGGAAUCCAAUUUGGAGGAGGACGAGGACGAGGAGCCCAAAUUUGUGAAGACAGCGCCUGCUUCCAGCAGAAGCCAGGAUGAGGAUCGGCCAGGCAAAUGGGAAGGCCUGGUUUAUUUACCAGCAGCCAAGGAAAAGCAGAGGAAAGCAGAAGAGGUGGCCGAGGAGUCCUAUGCUGAGCCCUCCAAGAAAGACGAGAGGCAGGCGGCCAAAAGAGCAGAAGCUGGGCACCGAGGGUUUGUUCCAGAGAAGAAUUUCCGAGUCACCACCUACAAGGCAGGCCAGGAAAAAAUGGCGACCUCUCCCCCACCCCGAAAGGCCCCAGAGAGCAGAGAGAAGCCGAGCGUGCGGGGGGAAGGCCUGGCCACUGGCAAAUCCUCCUUUUCCAUUACUCGUGAAACCCAAGUCAAUCUUCGGAUGGAUUCUUUUGAUGAGGAUCUUGCUCGCCCAAGUGGGAUUUUGGCACAGGAGCGCAAGUUAUGUCGUGAUUUGGUGCACAGCAAUAAAAAGGAACAAGAGUUCCGUUCCAUUUUCCAUCACAUUCAGUCAGCCCAGUCUCAGCGAAGUCCCUCAGAGCUCUUUGCCCAGCACAUAGUGACCAUUGUCCAUCAUGUGAAAGAGCAUCACUUUGGGUCUUCAGGAAUGACGUUGAAUGAGCGCUUUACAAAAUACCUAAAGCGGGCAGAGCAGGAGUCGGCUAAGAACAAAAGCCCUGAAAUCCACAGGAGGAUAGACAUUUCCCCAAGUUCUUUUAGAAAACAUGGAUUCUCACAAGAGGAGAUCAAAAGUUCCAAAGAGGCCAGCUACAAGACUGAGAGCAAAUACAAAGAUGAUCCAGUUGACCUGCGCCUUGAUAUUGAAAGACGUAAAAAACAUAAGGAGAAAGAUAAGCGAGGAAAGUCAAGAGAAUCUGUGGAGUCCAGGCCUUCCAGUCACUCAAGAGAACGAUCAGCAGAGAAAACAGAGAGGCCUCACAAAGGCUCCAAAAAGAAGAAGCACCGACGUGUCCGGGAGAGAUCGAGGUCAAGCUCUUCGUCCUCACAGUCUUCACGCUCCUAUAAAGCGGAGGAGUAUCCUGAGGAAACUGAGGAACGCGAAGAGGCCCCUGCCCCUGGCUUUGACAAAUCCCGCCUUGGCACCAAGGAGUUUGCCGGCCCGAGUGACCGGGGCAGAGCCCGAGGAACAUUUCAGCAGUUCCGGGCCAGAGGUCGUGGCUGGGGAAGGGGUGCCUUUUCUGGCAACAGCAACACCAGCACCAGCGGCACCAGCACUGACUUCCAGAAGCGAAACCGGGAGGAGGACUGGGACCCUGAGUAUACACCCAAGAGCAAGAAGUACUACUUGCACGAUGACCGGGAGGGCGAAGGUGGCGAAAAGUGGGCGAGCCGGGGCCGAGGCCGAGGCCUCUUCCCCCGAGGUCGGGGACGGUUCCUGUAUCGCAAGUCAAGCACCAGCCCCAAGUGGGCUCACGACAAGUUCAGUGGCGAAGAGGGCGAGAUAGAGGACGACGAGAGUGGGCCAGAGAACAGAGAAGACAAGGAUGUCCUCCCACCCUUGGCAGAGUAGGAGCCGCUGGUGACAGGAUGGGGGUGGGUCUUUGAUCCUGAUUGGCUAAUUGAAUGUUUUCCUGCUAUUUGGUUUCUCAUUGACCCUGGAGGAGGAUAGAGUUGUGCCCACUAUUUUUGGCAAUCAUUUUUGUCUUUUUUAAACGUGGUGAUAGAGAUGAGUAAUGUCUUGCUCUUUUGUUUUUCUUUUUCCUGUUUGUGGAUUUUUUAAAAAAUCUUUUAUUUUAAGCAUUUACAUAUAUAUUGACAAUAUGCCCUUAAAUGGUUAAUUUCAGAAAGGUCAUGGAUAUAUAAUGAAUAUAUACAUAUAAUGAAUAGAGGAAAAAAAGGAAUAAACAUCUGAAUAGAAACUAUUGGGACCAAACUUUGUAGCAUUUUUAAUUUACAGGAAUUUUUCCCCAACUGAAUUUAGAACUAUAUCUUUUAAAGGUAUUGUUUUCUUUUUCUGCUGAAAUUUUAAAGAUAGCAUGGCACAGUGAGGAAAUUCAUUUUCCUUCUUGCAUCAAAUUACAGAUUUCUUCUUGAAUGAUGUUAGCAUCUUCAUUUGUUCAUCCAGACUCCUGUCAUACUUUUUUUCCUUCCCAGUGUCAAAUUGAACAUGUUUUCAGGAUUACAGUUUUGUAAGAAACUUCUGAAUAUACAAGAUUAAAAAAGGCUGUAGCAUGAAUAAAAUGAGAAUUCUUCUUGUAUGCAUCUUUUUAUAAAGCCAUUUUGAGCUACUUGUGUGGUGGCCAUGGUCACUUGCCUGACAAUUGGCUUUUCGUUCUUUUCAGCUUUAAAUCUGCAGUGCUUAAAAGAUGCUUGGUAGGCAACCUUCUUACUUCCAAGCCCACAAGAGAGAUUCUGAUUGCUGUGUUAAUCCCCCAGGAAUAAUCUGGCUUUGCCAUGCUUCCUUUUGCUCCCCCACUUUCCCCUCUGUGAGUUCAUAUUUUGGACGGGUGCAGUUCCUGCUUAGCACAGCAAAUUCUUAGCAAAUUCUUGUUUUGCCUCCUUGUUAAAAUAAAACUAUGUUGAAUUGAA
Messenger RNA from Crotalus tigris (Tiger rattlesnake), 8658 nucleotides. RefSeq names its product thyroid hormone receptor associated protein 3 (gene THRAP3). Bases 4748 to 7639 code for a protein of 963 amino acids. Lineage: Eukaryota; Metazoa; Chordata; Lepidosauria; Squamata; Viperidae. Gene Ontology annotation, biological process: positive regulation of transcription by RNA polymerase II; mRNA processing. Gene Ontology annotation, cellular component: mediator complex; exon-exon junction complex. Gene Ontology annotation, molecular function: mRNA binding; DNA binding; transcription coregulator activity. The transcript has 12 exons. The record is from RefSeq and is a predicted model, not a curated record.